Messenger RNA from Galleria mellonella (greater wax moth), 6732 nucleotides. Its product is annotated as cilia- and flagella-associated protein 44. The transcript has 42 exons. Gene Ontology annotation, molecular function: protein binding. The coding region runs from base 1 to 6114 and encodes 2037 amino acids. Lineage: Eukaryota; Metazoa; Arthropoda; Insecta; Lepidoptera; Pyralidae. The record is from RefSeq and is a predicted model, not a curated record.
AUGUCUGAUAAUGAACCUACAGCUACAGGGGAAGAAGAAGAAGAAAUUCCGAUACAAGAAGCACCGGUGGCAGAAGAAAUAGAAGAGGAGGAUGAAGAAGAAGAAGAAUCUCUUCUUACCGAAUAUGAUCCAGAUGACUUCUUAUCAAGUGCCGUCAAUAGCUUGGACUCAACGAUACCACUUGAUUUGUUCGAAUUUAAAUAUUCUUAUGGUUACAACUGUCUCAAGUACUUCAAUUUAUGUGCCUGUGAUGAGAGUGUAGUAUGCUGGGCAGCCGGCAGCAUUAUAAGCUUUAUGGAUGUCUACACAAAACAAACUUGGUUCCGGAGGAGCACUACUGGUGGAUCUAUAGGGAAUAUUACAUCUUAUAGGAAGGACCCAAAUUAUCGCAUAGCAGUAGCUGAAGGAAGAGAAGGAUAUCGGGAUCCUUUAAUACUACUAUACACUUGGCCACAAAUGGAUAUAGAUGCGGUGCUUAGAGAUGGCACAACUAAUGCUUAUUCCAUCUUAGACUUUAGUCCCGAUGGCGAACUUUUGGCUUCUGUAGGCAAGGAACCAGACUAUAAUAUUACAAUAUGGAACUGGAAACGGCACCGUAUUUUGCUUCGCACUAGUGCUUUUACAUUCGAUGUAAACACCGUCAUGUUUUCACCAUAUUGCCCCGGACAACUCACUACAGCAGGUGCUGCUCACAUAAAAUUUUGGAAAAUGGCUGAAACAUUCACAGGUUUGAAGUUAAAAGGUGAACUAGGCCGAUUUGGUAAAACAGAGAUUUGUGACGUUCUUGGAGUUUAUCCAAUGCCAGAUGAAAAAGUAUUAUCGGGAUGUGAAUGGGGCAAUAUUUUGGUAUGGGAAGCUGGACUAGUUAAACUAGAAGUCACACAACGUGGUAGAAAAUCAUGUCACAAAGCUCCUGUGAUCCAGUUCAUGUUGAGUACAGUGGGUGACGAAGUAACAACCAUAUCCCGCGAUGGAUGUAUUCGAGCUUGGUAUUGGGAUACAGUGGAGCAAGCCGAUCCGCCUGAAGAUGAUCCUUACAUUGAAUUAAAUCCUGUUGCUGAAACUUGCGUACCUAAUUGUCAAAUAAUGUGUCUCAAACACCAAAAAAAUAUGUAUUGGUACGCGCAGGACGGCAAUGGUGGUAUAUGGACAGUGGAGGUUGAAAUAGAUAAAAUCGAAUGCAACCACAGCAAGGUGAUGACAUGUCACGCUGGCGGAAUAGUCUCGAUGGCUGCACUUAGAACUCACCCGAUCUUAAUUACAGCCGGCGAAGAUGGUGCAUUGCAAGCAUAUAAUACUGAUACACAUAAAUUAUUAGCUCGUUACCAUUUCCCUUCGCCUAUUACGUGCUUGCUUUAUCCACCUGUGGAUGUCGAUGACACUUCGCGUAUCUUGUUGGUGGGUUUUGCUGAUGGAAUAAUGCGAACUCUUUUGUUACACCCGGAACGCCUGCAAGCACAAACCAGUAUGAUAAACAUUCGUAUACAUUCCGCCCUCAGUAUCCACAGCGAAGAUUCUCUUAACGUCGACGCCAUGGACUUGAUUUCGUUACUAAAACCUCAUUCGAAGGCUCUCACCCAAAUAACAUUAAAUGAACAACGCACUCUGUUAGUCACUUGCGGCGAAGAUACGACUAUAUUCCUCUACAAACUUGAAACAGGUACACCGUUCACCUUACACCAACUUGGUUUCAUUGAAACCCCCAACAACAUAGCCUACAUGACGUGGAAACCCGGAGAGGAAAGAGUAUUGCUACUAUGUGGACAAGUUGGUUUGCUAAUGGAAACUGUACUUCCGGAUGUCCCUAUUCGCAAGUACACUGACAUCACAACUUUUAAACUGCACUUCGAAUCGUACAAGGAAACACUAGUGAAAAAGCAUUUUAUGCGGUAUCGUCCUUUUCCUACGGAGGAAGAACUCGCAAGUAUAGACGAAGAGACUUUAAAAGCUAAAGACAAUACAGCAAAAGAAGAAGAUGAAGAAGAGGAGUGGCUCGGAGAAAUAGAGCUAAUGGAAAAUGAAAGUAUGCUAGGAACCACUAUUACUUGGGCUCAAUAUUGCGAUGAAGGCAUCUGGAUAGUGCAACGUGGUACGGGCGCUCUUCUAUUAGUGAAGCCGGGAGUUAAUAAAGUUAUUAAAUAUGGGCCAUUUCCAGGAGCGUGGUGUGACGAUAUUACUUUCCUGAAAUUUGUAUGUGAAGGCCGGUACCUUGUCAUCGGUACAAACACGGGAUAUAUUCGCGUAGUACGGAUGCCUACAAAAGAAGAAGAUACCCCAGAACAUCAUUAUUUGACUUGGAUGACGGCAACACAAAAACUACUCAAGAAACUUAAAGGAAGACGAUUAGCUAAGGAAGAGGCUCAGCCUACAUCACGUCUGGAUUUUUUCGACAAUUACUAUUUACCUAUGCAUGACCGAUAUACUGGUUCUGUAACAUGUCUAGAAUUUAGUGCUGACGGGAAGUUAUUAUAUAGUUGCGGUUCAGAUGGAAAUAUAUUUUCCUUCAAAAUAAAUUUUACGGAGCCUUUAUUACCGUCUCCGUUAUUGCCAAAACAACUUGAAACAGAACCGCCAAAAAUAGUUAAAAUUAAAGAACCAAGUACACUUGAAGGCGAAUUAAUGUCACACGAACAAUUAAAACAAAAGGAGGAGUACGACAAGAUGAUGGCCAUUGCUAAUGCACAUAAAAAACGUGUCCGCGAUCAGCUAGUCGAACUUACUUCUGAAUACAAUAAACUCGUCAAAGCGAACCGAUUAUUGCCAUAUUCUCAACAAAUUGAUAUAACUCUUGACACACGUCCAUUAGCAAUACAAGAACAAGAGUUAAAUGAAGCUAAAGCACUCACGAGAAGAAAACUUGCUCACCAGCUGGAAGCCUCUGAUUUGGCCUUGCACAAAAUGUACUCUAGAAAUAUUGUACAACUGGAUGUUUACCCUUUUACAUUGAAAGCUAUCAGGGAUCCUAAAGUCAUGAUACGACCCUUGCGGCAAAAAAAUCUGUCGAAAGCUUUUCAUGAUCAACUAGAAGAAGUUUAUCAAAAAAUGGCAGAAGCAGCUUCACGUGGAAGACGAACUGAAUCUACCACUCGCCGAGUAGCUGCUAGGAAGUCGUCAUGGGGCCCGCCACGAGUUGCAUCAUUCUUAUUGGGACUGCCUCCUCGACCACCACAUCCUUUAAAGAAAGCUUUGAGAAAUUAUCGGCAACGUUUACACCGACAUCACUUCCAAUUUAUUGAGUGGCAAGAACAUCUUUCACGUAAACCAGACCCGCAUGCCUUACCUCCAGGAGCAGCAGAAGCAUUAAAAGAAGCUGAAGCCACUAUAGGCAACCGUCUGCUCAAGACUCAACCCGACUAUGUGGCACCCCCUAGCCAUAACACUCAAUUGCAUAUUUGUCUUACAAGAAAAGAGAUUUAUGAAAAUAAACAUGCAUUCAACGUCAAGGUUUUAGAACUUCGGGAACACAAAGUACGGCUGGUGACACAAAUGAAGAAGAUCGGCGAGAGAUUAAGCGAAAUUCGAGCAGAAAUACCGCAACGGCAGGUGAAACCACCACCGUUGGUGCCACACAUUGACGAUGACCUCGAAUUCCCUGAAAAAAAUCUCGAAAUAAAAUUAGAAUCUGCACAAGUUCCCACUACUAGGGCACUAAGCAAGAAGUCGGUGAUACAAGAACGCAGGAAGUCCACUCUUUAUCCACAACCACGUGUUCGACAACAGCGAAUACCUAGAUUUGUGCCAGUUACUGAAUCACAGCCACUAGUUGCCUCGUGGGAACUAUUGAAACCAAGACCAGAUCAAGAAUUUUCGAACCUCGAAAUUGAAAUACGAGAUCGACGCAUUGAAAGACACCUCUACGAGCAAGACAUGCUGCUAGCAGAUGCCGAAAUCGCAGUACAACAAUUCGACUCACGUUUGCGACAAUUGCAACGCGAACGAAUUCGUGUACAGGAGCAUAAUCAGUUGCUUGAAUUGCACCUAUAUCAAUUACAUAGAGAGAUGAACGUUUUGAAUCGUUUCGAAGCUCAUGAAGAUAAACUAGCCGAAAGGGUUUAUGUUAAACUUAUGCAGGUUCGAGGUGUACAGGAUCAAAUAAUGGACUGCGAGCACCGUAUUGAAGAACAUUUUGCCAAUAAAGAAACCUUGGAUCUCGAAUGCCAAGAGCUGCAGAGACAGUUUAAACGUCUCAUCCAAGAUAACAAGUUCGCUGACUUCCUGCGGAGAAUAUUCAAGAAGAAAUACAAACCGCCUCGAGAUCGCGAUGAAGAUGAGUCUUCUGAAUCGGAGUCGUCAUCAUCAUCAAGUGAAGAAGAGGAUGAAGGCAGUUUAGACAGUCGCGACAUUGGUCCUAUUCGACUUGAUCCCAAUAUAUGUCCGGAAGGUUGCGACAAAGACGUCUAUGAUAAAACUUACGAAUUAAGGAACAUCAGACAUAAACAUGAGCAAGAAAUGUUAGAACAAGACCAGUUAGUGGAACUUUUGAAAAGGGACAUCGAAGCUCAUAAUAAAGUGAAGCGUAAACUCAGCGUGCAACUCGAUAAGAGGAAGAAUGAACUAAAAGAAUUCAUGAUGGAGAAACAAAGUUGCUUGAACGACGUUGACCAAGUAAUAGUACUCCGGUAUGAUCAGAUCAGAGCAUCUGCAUUGCGCGGGUGCACUGGCCCCCAGGGGCUGUCAAACACUGUAGUAUUUCCCGAACAAAUGUUAGCAAGAUUACGCAAACGCGUACUCGAGUUGCAGGAUGAAAUUAAACAACAGAAACAGAGACAAAAGGUCAACCGCACUCACUUAUUCCGCAUGAAUGUAGACCUUCGCGAGAUGGAAGCGCAAGCGCAACAACUUCGUGCGCAAAUGCGCGACGUACUGACGCGUAAGCUUGGGCGGCCGCGGCGCGUCGACCGGACACUCGACGACCUAUUGCGGCAGAUGGCCCGCCGGCACAAGUUUUCAGCUACUUUAGGCGCACUGCCACAGAUUUUAGAUCAGUUGCAACAGUGGCGGAAACGUCACAGUGAACUAGAAAAGAAAUAUUUACAAGUACUGAAUCAUUAUUCUGAACGUUUACGACUUGCUGCUGCCUUGCAAGCCGAUGUUUUGCCACAAAAACCUCAAAAAAACCCAUCAGUUAUGGUGGGAGGUUACAAUCCAGAACAGUAUCAACGCGAUGUUGUACGCCUACGUAUCAUCCGCUCUCAACAAAUGCAACAGAUCAAGGCACUACGCGAUGAAAUCCAAGAUCUUCGAUUGAAACCUCUAUCACAGACCACUCCGCCACCCGUAUCCGCUCAACCGGAAUCCGAGCGCUCUGAGAUAUACCUAAGUAUGAUUCCUCACGUCAGUAGACAACCGAAACGUAAAUACUUCCCAAUCACACCAUUAGGAUCACAGGUCAAGAUGGUGUACGAUAUUAACGUAAUGAAAUUACUAUACGACUGCUUGGAUGCUAUGCGUGUGACGCGCGACGAUGCAGAUCAAUUGUUGCACGAGCUCACAUCCGAACUACCAGACGUGCUCGCAGGAACUAAGUCUCGUUUCGAAGUAGUGGACAUGUUGGUUCGCAAAUGGCUCUUAAAGUAUGGAGGAGACCCCAGUCAGUACAAAAAACAAACGCGCGCUUUUGAUGCGCUUGCUACUUUAGCUGACCGGCUGAUCAGACAACACGUUGAGGCGAUGGAAGGCGCAGGAAGCAAUACUCAUCAAGUGAUGGAAUCUUUAGAGGAAGCACUUAAAGACAUAUCGGAUGUAAAACAACCUCUACAUGAACGUUUGGGGCCUGCCAUCGCAUCCUUAUUCCAUACUACCCAGUCUACCGAUUUAGAAACUGAAGAGACGAUGACAGCGCUUGUGAACUCACUUGUCGACGAAGAACAUCCUAUCACUUCUGAAUCUAUAAAGCAAAUAGAAGUCAUCAAUGUUAUAGAAGAUAUAAAAGACUGUGGUGUUCAAGUCCCAAAUGAGGAACUAGAACAUAUAGUACAGCUGGCUAUAGAGUGUCUUCGAGCUCAAUUACUUGGACCUGAAGAGAUGGAGCAACUUGAAAUCGAAAUGGAGAAAACUAUUUCUGUCGAAACGAAAUUAACUUCAAGUCGCAGCCGUCGCACUGAUGAAGACUAAUAAAGUAUAGACAUAAAACUAAUAAUUACAUAUCUGCCAUACUUACUAUUUUCAAUUGUUAUUCUUAUGCAUAUCGAUACGGAUGAAACGCCUAUGGUGUGAAGUACAAUUAGAUAUUAUCUGCUAUUAGGCCAACGCUCAUGGCAAAGGUUUUAUAGGCAUCAUUAUUUAUAGCACUCCUUGUAAUCUUUAGAUGAAAAUGAAACUAUAGUUGUACGGUACAUACGACAUCACAUGGCAAUACAUGAUAAUUAGCUACGGAACCUGUGACAGUAAUUUUCUACAAUGCUAGCGAUACGAUAAAUAAUACGAGUACCUCUGUUCAUGUUAAUACUAUAUACAUAGGUACCUAAUGUUUAAUGUUAUUCAUACCGUUUGAUCGUGCUCCCAGGUUUCAAUAAUAGACAAGUAUGGUUAAUCAUCAUCUUCUUAUCCCAAUUAUUAUUUGGGACCGGCAUAAUAUGGUUUUAUCCAUAUUAUUAAAAGAUUUGUUUUUUGGUAAUAAUAAGGUUAAUACCUAUUUUAAAUAGAUUAGUUCAAUAUAAAGUUUCCUCAGGUAAAAACUUGUUCUUUUAAGUACCUACUGUUAGCUACUAUAGACGUAAUAAUAAUGUUAAA